GUUUGUGAAUAUUUAUUUUUCCGUUUAUCGGUCGCUUUCUAUAACAUCCCAUUAUAAAGCCGGGAUCCACGAGAGGUAUAGAAAUAAAGGAAUGGAGCGGGAGCCUUACAAGUUGGAAAUAUCUAUUCGAAAACCCAAUGAUCGAGCUACACUUCAGGCAUAGCAUACAUACCACUUCAACUUCCUAUUUGUUCUUCACAACUCUUGAAGGUAAAACAGUUAAACUGCUUAAAUACUAAGCUCGUCUAUUCUUUUUUGACCUCGCUCACAUCUCAUCUCUUUCUGCAUGACAAGUUGCAGCCUUCGUCAAUUGAUGAUAUCAAUGGCCACAAGUUUAAAGUGCAUGGCAAAUAGGCUUGAAAACAUAAAGGAGGAAGGCGUCGAGAAUUGGCUACCGGCGGCAUGUCCACUGCCCCACACUCCAACCGAAUCCAUGGAGUUUCUAGGGAGGUCAUGGAGUGUUUCAUCUGUGGAAGUCUCGAAAGCUCUUUCCCACACUUUUGUUGAAAACCCUAAUUUAUUUUGCAAUGUUGAUCAAGGUAAUCAAGAGAGCUCAUCUACAAUGUCAGAAGAACAUCAACCUCAACCAUUAGCAAAACCAGAUAGCCCUCCAGUUUCUCCGAGAAAAAGUGAUGAAAUGAAGGAAUUGUUUCUGAUUCAUCAAGCUCUCAACCAAGAUUUUCUUUCUAAUCAUCAAUUACUCAAAAAUGGGCUAUACAGAAACAUUAUGAGAGGAAGGACAAUGGGUAGAUGGAUAAAGGAUCAGAAAGAGAGGAGGAAGCAUGAGAUAAGAACACACAAUGCUCAGCUGCAUGCAGCAGUUUCAGUGGCUGGAGUUGCUGCAGCAGUGGCUGCUCUUACUGCUUCAUCAGCAACAUUAAGCAAAAAUUCAGGUAAUAAGGAGCGCUCAAAAACAUCAAAUGCAAUAGCAGCAGCAGCAGCUCUAGUGGCAUCACAUUGCAUAGAGAUUGCAGAGGACAUGGGAGCUGAGCAUGAACAGAUUUUAUCAGCUGUAAAUUCUGCUACUAUUGCCAGGAGUAAUGGUGAUAUAAUGACUCUCACUGCUGGAGCAGCCACUGCAUUGAGAGGAGCUGCAACAUUACGAUCUAGGCUGCAAAAGGCUCCUACAACUAUGGCAUUGGCUGAGGAACACGUUGAAGAAGGCAAAGAGUUAAAUGUCUUGGCAGCCUUAAACUUUGUUUUUAAAGGGGGCGAACUUUUGAAGCUUACAAGAAAAGGGGACCUUCAUUGGAAGCAAGUUUCUUUCAAGGUCAAUACAAAAUGGCAGGUGGUAGCAAAAAUGAAAAGCAAGCACAUGGCAGGAACUUUUACAAAGAAAAAGAAGUUUGUAGUCUCUGGAGUCUAUGUUGAUGUCCCAGCAUGGCCUGGAAGAGAGAUGGAUGAUAGUAAUGAAGAGAGGCAAUAUUUCGGGAUAGAAACCUCUGAAAGAGUAAUAGAGUUUGAAUGCAACACCAAAGACGAAAAACAAAAGUGGAUAGAGGGCUUGCAACAUUUAUUGAAUUGUCGAGCUAAUAUGCCAAGGUUUACGUAAAAUAUAUCUUCAUUUGAUCCAUGGACUUUAAAAACCUUAUGUUAUUGGCGUGUAAUCAAGAAUUAAAAAAAGCAUUGGGUUUGUUGGAAUUGUAAAAUGAGUGGAUUUUAUUUAUGUUAGUGAUUGUGUUUACAAAAUAGUGUGAAAUGAUGUAUUCACGUAAUGAAUUUAUAUUCGAAUAACAUUUGUACAGCUCUUUCAAUAUAUCCUACAAAAUAAGUACAC
Messenger RNA from Lactuca saligna, 1777 nucleotides. The record is from the annotation of a GenBank genome assembly. Lineage: Eukaryota; Viridiplantae; Streptophyta; Magnoliopsida; Asterales; Asteraceae.